UAGUAGGGUAAAAAUGAGGUCUACUAAGUAGACAUAUUUACAUUUUCUAGACGAAACUGAUUCACCUUAACUUAGACAAUUUUAGGGGGGGGGCACUGUUUAAGCACUACUGUGACUAUCAGUUUAAGUCAGUGCUGGAUCUUUUAGUAAACUAAAAAGGUUAGAUGUAAGAAUUAACUUACACUUUAAUAUCACUGCCUCUUAUUAUUUGCUUGCAGAAAAUGAGAUAUCUUGGUGGUAAGAAAUGAAUUGAAAGUUCUUGCAUUUCUCUUUCUUUUUAUUUUCCGUUGCUUGGUUUUGUGUGCAAGUUUGCAAUUUGUUUCAAACGAUUUGACAUUCAAUGCCUUGCUAAAUAUGCCUGGGAGACAUUGUUGCGUCAGUGGAUGUAGCAAUGGUGAUAAUAAGUUGAAGAAAUGGAAAUCUGAACUUUGUGAAGUUCAUCUUUGUCAUUUUGGAACUGGAAGAUGCAUUUGUGAUCCCCCUUUUAAAUUGAUUACAUUUCCGACGGAAUCCAAAGACAAAUACACAAGGAGUGUAUGGAUUCGAAAUAUAAAUCGCCAAAAUCAAAGUGGUGAAAUUUGGAGACCAAAUAAUGACUCUAGAAUUUGCUCCACUCAUUUUUUGGAUGGGGAACCUACACCUAGUAAUCCAUACCCGACAAUUAAAAUGGGACACAAGGAAAAGGUUACCAUGGGAAGACAGCCACCAAAGGAAAGAUCUGCAGAGGUUCCUACCAAGAAAAGAAAGUCAACAUCCCACUCUGACAUACUUAAUGACUGUGAUGUGACAAACAAUCAUCAUUUGAUUGACCAUGAUUAUUUAGAAUACUGCGACACAUGUGUUUACAAAGAGGAAGAAAUAAGAAAACUGAAAGAUCAGAUUAAAUAUCUAAAUUCUGAAUUAAAUGCAUGCAAAAACAAGUUAAUUCCAAACCAAGCCAAAACUACUGGCAUGUUAGGUUUAUUGAGCAGUGAUAGCAAAGUAAAGUUUUACACAGGGAUCCCCACUAAGGCUGCCUUCAAUGCAGUUUAUAAUGCUAUUCUGCCCUCCAUAAAAAAUGUCCGAUAUUGGAAGGGUCCCUCCUACCACUGUACAACUCUUAAAUACAAGAAAUUUCAGAAAGCCCGAGUUAGUCGAAAAUUAAACCCCAAAGAAGAAAUGCUCCUUACUUUUAUGAAGUUAAAGCUUGGUCUUUUAGACGAAGAUUUAGGUGACAGAUUUCAGAUGUGUCCAGAAUUUUUACAACCUGGGUAA
Messenger RNA from Saccostrea cuccullata (small rock oyster), 1254 nucleotides. RefSeq lists its product as uncharacterized. The transcript has a single exon. The record is from RefSeq and is a predicted model, not a curated record. The coding region runs from base 355 to 1254 and encodes 299 amino acids. Lineage: Eukaryota; Metazoa; Mollusca; Bivalvia; Ostreida; Ostreidae.